Asparagus officinalis (garden asparagus) is the source of this 407-nucleotide messenger RNA. RefSeq lists its product as uncharacterized. Gene Ontology annotation, cellular component: mitochondrion. The record is from RefSeq and is a predicted model, not a curated record. NCBI's taxonomy places the organism in Eukaryota, Viridiplantae, Streptophyta, Magnoliopsida, Asparagales, Asparagaceae. Bases 1 to 351 code for a protein of 116 amino acids. The transcript has 2 exons.
AUGAAAUUGUUGAACUUAAACCUGUGCUUCAUCAGGAAGCUUUCAGAACUUGUUGAACUUAAACAUGUGCUUCAUGAUAGCAUUCCUGUUAUUAAGAGGUUCACUGGAGGAGGAACCGUGAUUGUUGAUGAUAGGACGAUUUUUGCUGCUCUUAUUUGUAAUAAGGUUGAUGUUCCAAAGGUUCAGCCAUAUCCUCGCCCUAUUAUGUCUUGGACAGGCAAGUUGUAUGGAGAAGUUUUUUGUGGGUUUGGUAACUUCCAUCUCUGUGAAAAUGGGGUUCUUCUACGGGGAGAGGUGCCAAAUCUAAAGGCUGCAUCGAUUCAGCUAUGCACUCACAUUGCCAGGAAUUGAUUUUACAAUGAAGAUAAGGAACAUAGCAAUAAAGUGGUUGUUCCAAGAUUGUCUAA